This is a messenger RNA of Nasonia vitripennis (jewel wasp), 464 nucleotides long. Its product is annotated as omega-conotoxin-like protein 1. The record is from RefSeq and is a predicted model, not a curated record. Lineage: Eukaryota; Metazoa; Arthropoda; Insecta; Hymenoptera; Pteromalidae. The coding region runs from base 140 to 337 and encodes 65 amino acids. The transcript is spliced from 3 exons.
UCAUCGUGCCAGGAAUCCAUUAUCGAAAGGUAUCGAGUAUAAAAGAGUCGCGGUCGCCGCUGCUAUGUCACAAAUCGAAUUAGAUCCUUGCAGAGCUAACUCGUAUAUCAGCGCAACGUAAAAACCGGAAAACUUCAACAUGUCGAAGCUUGUACUGUUCCUUUGCAUCGCCUUCUUGGCCGUUAGCAUCGUCGUAGCGCAAUCAGGCUGCAAACCUCCAGGAUUUAUCUGUUCAUCGGACUCGGAGUGUUGUGAGCCGUUCGCGUGCAACCCUUGGGCUGGACGUUGCACCAAACCCAUUGACCCAGCCACUGGUGGUGCAGCGACACGGUCUUAGAGCAAUUAAAACUAAAUUAUUUAUACUUUGAAAAAUAAGGUUAUUAUAAUAGAAAUAAUAUUUAAGAGAUGAAACAUUUAAUUGAUAUCUUAUAAAAUAAAAUGAUACGUGUGCUCAAGUUUAAAAA